CGGUGCUGCGGCCGUCGCAUAUUAUAACUCACUAACUAUUGCUAAUGACUUAAGUCAUGGAUAACCCAUUAGUUUUAUACUGUAAAUGUAUUAAUUAAAUUAUCAUUGUUACAAUGUGUCAUGUACGGAACUUUAAAAAAUAUUUUAAAAUUUCUCCUGGAAUUGAAUCAAGCCCUGACAUUGAUUUCAAUUGGUCCUAUUUAUAUGAGUGCUAAGGUUAAUACUAGAGUUGUUUGGUAGGCUGCAAUCGGAACCGGGAAAAUAUCCGUAGAACACAAUUAUCCUAAAAUUGAAUCCAUUUAAUUUGUACAUUUGGGAUUAUUUUGGAUACGGCCGGAGUUUUGAUUAAUAAGUUAUAGAUUAUAAAAAUCUAAAAACCCAAGUUGUCUAAUGUCACUCCAUUCUAACUUUAUCAAAAUCGGUCCAGCCGUUUUUAUAGUUGUAAAUAGCAUGUCGUCGGGUGUGGUGGCAUCAGCGUUGCCAGAAGUCCCGAUUUUGGCGGGUUUGCGGGAUUUUGGAUUUUUACGUACAUCGUUACAGUAACAACACUUCAAUAUUGGGGAAGUGCCCCAAUAUUGAGCUGCAAAAUCCAACCGCAAAGACAAACAAACACAAGAAAUGUGAGUGUAUAAAACGUGGGAAUAUACGUUAUGGUUUUUGACGGACGAGUCAUCACAUAACAAGCCCUACUCUUGAAUUACUCUUUCUAGAACUCCUUAAUUUCCCGGAGCUAAACUAUCCCGAACCAGAUAACUCGAGGUAUUUUUUCAUACGUAAUUUAAUAUUAAUAUUAUCGGCUUUAUAUUAUUCAUGUAUCCGUAAACUUCUCCGAAAUUUCAUUUCCUUAACAUGAAUAAAGAUGAUCCUAUACUCAAUAUACCAAGCUGAUGAAAACAAAUAAAGGUUAAGGUAACUCACGAAUUUAAAUGAGGAUCGUGCGGUGGGCAGAUCGAGGGCCAGGGCCCGGUAGCAUCCCAAACUGCUCGAAGUGCUAUCGCGGUGGAGCUGAGCGCGCGCCGGCGCCGGCCGCGGCAGUACACUCGCGCCCUCGCAAAAUCGCUGUCGUCUUUAUCGCGCGUUCACGUUUAUAUUGUAUACUUCGCGUCCUAUCUCCGAUAUGAGAAAUCGAUAGAGCAAUGAACAAGACUUUUGAAAUUUUAUCGGUCUCCGCUUAAAAAAUAAUAUCCUCGGUAGAAAGGUAAUUCGUCAGAAAAGUGUGGUUGACGGAAGACAAGGAGAGCUCACCGUGUCUGGACCGAGGAGACCGAAACGCGGUCAGGAUGUGGAGCUCGCAGCGGCGCGUGGCGCUGGACGUGCUGAUGGCCUGCUGGGGCAUGGGCACGUGGCUUGGCGUCAACGGUCUGUACGUGCAGCUACCGCUGCUGGUGGAGCGCCUGCCCGAGGGCUGGGCGCUGCCGUCCUCCAUGGUGAUGGCUGUGCAGCUCGCCAACAGCGGCCUGCUCAUCUACGGCGUGAUGCGGCGCCUGCUGCCCAGGAUCUCGGACGCCUUCUACAUAUACGGGCUGCUAGUGAUAGGCACUCUGGCCCUAGUGCUCAACGCGUUCCUGUACGAAUACACGGCUGUGGUCGGGAGUCACGAACGCUCGGUGGCGUACUUAACUUUAACUUUCUUCGCGGCGCUCGUGGGCUGCACUAGUUCAGUGUUGUUUUAUCCGUACUUAAGACAUUUUCGUGACUUGUACUUGGCCACGUACUUAGUGGGGGAAGGGCUCAGUGGUUUCGUGUCGAGUAUCCUCGCUCUGAUCCAAGGCGUGGGCGGCGAGCCGCAGUGCCUGCCCUCCGAGGACGGCACCUCGCUGGUGCCGCACUACCCUCCAGCGCGGUUCGACACCACGGUGUUCCUGCUGCUGCUCGGUGCGCUGUCCGCGAACAGCUUAGUGAGCUUUAUCGUUAUCAACAACUAUAAAGGAUUCUUGCCGGAACGCGUUACUCCUUCGGCGGCUGCCAAAGAUGAUGAGGCGACGACGGAGCGGCCAUCGAUGGUAGUCCCGCGCUGGUUCAUCGUGAUGGGGCUGAUGGCGGUGCUGAACGCGCUGAACAACGGCGUGAUGCCGUCGGUGCAGUCAUACUCGUGCAUGCCGUACGGCACGCGCGCCUACCACCUGUCGGUGACGCUGAGCGCCAUGGCCAACCCGGCGGCGUGCCUGGCGGGCGUGUGGCUGAAGCCGGUCCGCGCGCGCACGCUGGCCGCCGCGCUGCUCGCCACGGCCGUGCCCUUCGCCUACAUCCUGGCGACGGCGCUGCUCAGCCCGGAGCCGCCGCUGCAGCACACGGCCGGCGGGGAAACCCUCGUCGUGCUGGCGUGGGUGGUGGCGUCGGGCGUGAUCGCGUACGCGCGCAUGUGGGUGUACGGCUGGGCGCGGCAGGGCGGCGCGCGCGGCAUGCGCCUGUGCGGCGCCGUGGGGCAGCUCGGCUCCGUGCUGGGCUCGGCCUCCACCUUCUUCAUCGUCAACUACACCGGCCUGUUCGUGCAGCCCGACGCUUGUCCCGCUAUCUCUAGCUUAAGCAACCUGUAGACUAGAAACUAUCAUAUUAU
This is a messenger RNA of Trichoplusia ni (cabbage looper), 2557 nucleotides long. RefSeq names its product solute carrier family 52, riboflavin transporter, member 3-B. Bases 1281 to 2537 code for a protein of 418 amino acids. NCBI's taxonomy places the organism in Eukaryota, Metazoa, Arthropoda, Insecta, Lepidoptera, Noctuidae. Gene Ontology annotation, cellular component: plasma membrane. The transcript has 3 exons. Gene Ontology annotation, molecular function: riboflavin transmembrane transporter activity. The record is from RefSeq and is a predicted model, not a curated record. Gene Ontology annotation, biological process: riboflavin transport.